AUGAAAGCGAAGGGUCUCCAGAAGCUCCGGUGGUAUUGCCAAAUGUGUCAGAAGCAGUGUCGAGAUGAGAAUGGCUUCAAGUGCCACCGCAUGUCUGACGGGCACCAACGUCAAAUGCAGCUCUUUGUCCAGGAUCCGAACCGAUUCAUGGACGAGUUCUCCCAGGAGUUUGAGAGAGGCUUCAUGCAGCUGAUGAGCCACAGCUACAGGUCGCAAAGAGUUCUUGCCAACACGGUCUACUGUGAUUUUAUUUCCAACCGGCACCACACGCACAUGAACUCCACCAUCUGGGUCACCCUCAGCAACUUCGUCCAGUACCUGGGAAGGACGAACCAGUGCACCAUCGACAAGACUCCAAAAGGCUGGUACCUGCAGUUUGUGGAUAACUCGCCCGAAGCCCGAAUGCGAGCUGCAGCGGCCAAGGCGAAAGAGGAAGGUGAGGUUUCUUCAGAGCAAAGGCAUGACGUUGCCCUGAAGAAAGCCAUAGCAGAGUGCAAGAAGGAUGGAGGCUUCCAGGAGUCAGAGUUCACGGAGCUCCAGCGUAAGGAAGGUGACGCUCCGAUUUCUUUCAACAUGGCGGCCGGAUCGGCAUCCUCGUCGUCGGCUCCGGCUAAACCUCCAGUGAAGGAGGUUUCAGAAGCUGCCGUCAAGAAGAACGCUCUUGCACAAGCCUUUGAAACACAUGAGACGACAAAAGAGGCGCAGGACACCAAGAAGCACAAGCUGAGCGCAGUGGAGCGCAUCCGAAUGGAACAUGAAGAAUCCAAAAGGCAGAAGCUGCAGCCCGCACCGGCGUCCCCUUCUGAAAGCUCUUCUUCAGGGUCAGAACCUUGGCUAACAGAAGGCAUCAUCGUGAAGGUGAUGCAUCAAGACCUAGCCGGUGGUAAAUAUUAUCGCAAGAAGGGCAAGGUGGAAAGAGUCCGCAAGCAGUUUACUGCUGACAUCCGCAUGGUCGAAAGCAGGGACCUCAUUCGCUUGGACCAGGAGAUGCUGGAGACCGUCAUCCCCAACCUCGGCAAGCCAGUCAUGGUGGUGAAGGGCCAGUACAAGGGCAAGAAGGGAAACAUGAGGACAGUGGACCUGGAGGCUUUCUGUGUCGCGGUUCAGCUCGAGGACGGCCGUGACGUCGAGGGUCUUCGGUACGACGAGGUCUACAGUCUACAGACCCUGACCAUCCUGUUAUUCUUGUCUGCAAAAUUGAAGAAAGCUGACUUGCACUGUGGCGCAGGGCUGCCAGCUUCUUCAAGUCUCACCAUGGACAUGGACAAUGUCCAUUUAGAUCAAAAAGUGGUCUUUGCUGCAGAGGAACCGGUCAGCACAUGUGAGCUUGAGCGGGUGUCAACGUGUAGCGGAGCUGGAAUCUGGCGUGUAGGCCUGUCGAAUCGCUGCUGCAGCUUCGGCUUCAUGUCGUCUGGUCGACAGUAG
Messenger RNA from Symbiodinium sp. CCMP2592, 1425 nucleotides. The record is from the annotation of a GenBank genome assembly. NCBI's taxonomy places the organism in Eukaryota, Dinophyceae, Suessiales, Symbiodiniaceae.